This is a messenger RNA of Pistacia vera, 1279 nucleotides long. Its product is annotated as receptor like protein 22-like. Gene Ontology annotation, molecular function: protein binding. Lineage: Eukaryota; Viridiplantae; Streptophyta; Magnoliopsida; Sapindales; Anacardiaceae. The transcript has 2 exons. The record is from RefSeq and is a predicted model, not a curated record. Bases 113 to 1279 code for a protein of 388 amino acids.
UUAUGAGCAGCCAAAAACGGUUGGCGUCAAACAACUUCCAUGGAAGAAUCUUCAAUAUCUUGACCUUCGUUCCAACUUGUUCGAAGGACCAAUUCCAGUUCCGCCACCUGACAUGAAAGUCUUUUUAGUAUCAAACAAUAAUCUGACAGGAGAAAUACCUCAUUUAAUCUGCAAUAUGAGUACCCUUGAAGUUCUUGAUCUUUCCAACAAUAGCUUGACGGGUACCAUUCCAGAAUGCUUGGGACACUUCAGCAACAGUUUGCGCGUGUUGGAUCUGCAGGAGAAUAAGUUUCAUGGCAACGUUCCUGGAGUAUUUACAAAGGGCAAUGACUUGAGGACCCUCAACUUCAAUGGCAAUGAAUUGAAAGAGCCAAUCCCAAAAUCUUUGCUUAAUUGUGAAAAGUUGGAAGUCCUAGAUUUGGGAAAUAACAAAAUAAACCAGUCCUUCCCAAAAUGGUUGGGAAGCCUUCCGGCAUUAAAGGUUCUUGUUCUUCGUUCUAAUAAAUUUUAUGGUCUUGUAACGGAUCCUAAAGCCAAUAGUACUUCUUUCUCUAAGUUGAGAAUUUUUGAUAUCUCGAACAACAAUUUUAGUGGUUCAUUACCUGCGAGUUAUUUUGAGAAUAUGAAAUCCAUGAUGAGUGUUAGUGGUGAAGUUAAAAAGAAGCCUCAGUACAUGGGAGACAGGUAUUAUGAAGAUUCAGUGACGCUUGUAGUGAAAAAGCUUGAAGUUAAACUACUGAAAAUUCUUACCGUUUUCUGUACCAUUGAUUUGUCGAAUAAUAGCUUUACUGGUACGAUUCCAGAAGUAAUUGGAAAGCUUCGAGCACUUAAUCACCUCAACCUUUCUCAAAACAGUCUUACAGGUCAGAUUCCUCCAUUGUUGGGCAAUUUGGGAGGAGUCGAAUCCUUAGACCUUUCUUCAAACAAACUUGGCGGGAGAAUUCCAUGGCAGUUAACUAAUUUGACAUUUCUCUCUGCGCUGAACCUGUCACAUAACCAACUUGUGGGACUUAUUCCUCAAGGGAACCAAUUCUAUACCUUCUCAAGUGAUUCGUACGAAGGAAACUUGGGAUUAUGUGGGCCUCCAUUAACAGAAUGCAGCGACCCUUCCUAUCCACCUCAUAUUGAGGAUGAUACAGACUCUAAUAAAUAUUUUGGUUGGAAAGUUGUGUUGACGGCGUUUGGAUUGAUUAUUGGAUCUCGUGUUUACAACGGGAAAGCCUCAAUGGCUUGUAAACGCAGUGGAAGGGAAUUCCCACAAAACGGUGAGAAGGAUUAA